This is a messenger RNA of Triticum dicoccoides, 3184 nucleotides long. RefSeq lists its product as uncharacterized. The transcript is spliced from 8 exons. The coding region runs from base 75 to 2939 and encodes 954 amino acids. The record is from RefSeq and is a predicted model, not a curated record. Lineage: Eukaryota; Viridiplantae; Streptophyta; Magnoliopsida; Poales; Poaceae.
UUUUCCCCCAGAGCGCCGCCGUCGAAAGCGAAACUCGCCGUCGCCGUCACCAUCGCCAUCGCCGUCGAGCGGCCAUGGCGCCGCCGCGGCAGGACUCCCCUGAGGGUUUGGAGGUGCAGUGCGCGGGGUGCGGCGAGACGCUGGAGGUGGACCCGGGCCUGACGGAGUUCAUCUGCCCGGACUGCGCCACGCCGCAGUCGCUCCCGCCGGAGCUCAUGCCGCCGCCGCCGCCGCGGCGGAAGGCGCUGCCCCUGCCCCGCGCGGCCGCCGACGUCCGGGGCGCGCGGCUCCCGUGCGGCUCCUGCGGCGCGCUCCUGAGCGUGCCCGUCGGGCUGGCGCGCUGCGCCUGCCCGGUCUGCGGCGCCGAGCUCGCCGUCGACACCGCGCGGCUCCGGCAUUACCUCCUCUCGUCCGCUACGGCGGAGGGCGCCGUGCCCGUGGUGCCACUCGGCGACCCCUCGGCCCCACCCAUCCUCCAAGCCCAGCAGGUGCGGCAAGAACAUCCUAAUUUUGGGAUUCGUGCAGGACUUUUGUGGACAGAUCCUGAUAAUCGGACAAAUUGUAUGGGACAGGUACAAACAAAUCAGCCAAAUCAGCUUAUUCCAGAGCAGGCAGAUCUGGAUAAUCCUGGUUCUACGAUUGAGAGAGGGGAGGUACAUGAUGUCAGUGGGGAGGUACAUGAUGUCAAUGGGAUUUUUGCUAAGCGGACAAGCAUGUAUUCAGUUGGCCCUGGAAUUGUUAGUCCCGAAAGGAGACAUGAAGAGCCUCAAAAUCAUGACCGCCAUCAGGCGCAAGUUCAAUCUUCCACAACACGUAUAAAUUGCAGAACUGGGCGAUCUACUGCCCCCCAAACUGUAAAUAUAGAAAAGAGGCAGCUGCUCACUCCCGAUCAGACCAUACAACAGGCAGAAAAACAGCCUUCUUGUCGUGCAAUAUGUACAGAGAAGGCUCAUGCAGAGGAUGCAGAUGGGGUGAUUCAUGUCCAGGAAAAGCAACAACAGCGUGUCAGCCAGGUAAAUCAUACAGAAGAAUUAUGCACUCAGGCGGCCAAUGAGAUAAUUACAAGGGACAACAAUGGAACGAGAGUCGGGUAUGCAGCUUGCAGUGAUGCUGCAUUUGCAGAGAGGAGGAAGGUGCAUGAAGCAAAUGACGCUAUAAAACAGGUGCAAAGAAAACAAUCUGAUUCAACGGUUCAUAUGGAACCGGAAAAUGAAGUGAUCCAUGUAGAAAAGGAACACUCAAAAUCUUUCAGUUGCAGAACCCCCAAGCAGAAAAAGAAGGGUUUGACAGCUGCUUCCAAUCCAGGCCUUCAACUUAGGCGCAGCAAACGUUUGGUGAAAGAUUCACCUGCUUCCAUAGACCAAGAACCUGUUCAAAAUGUGUUUCUUGAGAGUCAAGAAGGAACUUCGAUUAGCCACAUACCAGCCACCGUCAGAGUCAGUGAACCAACAGAAAGUGAUUCUGAUUCACUGCAUGCUGGUUCUCCAGAACAGAGUGAACCAACAGAAAAUGAUCCUGAUUGGCAGCAUGCUGGUUCUCCAGAACAGAGUUUAUCGGACUCUCCAGAUAUUGAUAGAAUCAUCAACAAUAUAAAGCCUAGUCCACCCCCUCCCUGUGAGAUGCAUGAACCAAGCUCUAACAAGUUAGACAGCCCUCAUUUAACUACACCAACUUCUAAUUCAGAUCUCAACUUGUCCGAUCCCGAGCAGUUUGCACGUAAUUACAUCCCCCUUGAGGUUAGGAAGGCCCUUCCAGCGCUGAGAUCUAAUUCAUUGUUUGAGCAUACCAUGUCCCAGGCAAGCUAUGGCGAGGCAAGCCUGCAUGAUUUAACUGAUUCAGAAGGAGACGACCCUUGUAGCCCGACUCUCCAGAAUGUUGGUACCAAGAGAAACCACAAACGUCUCCGUUGUGGUCUGAAACUCAGUCUUGAGGUGUGGACCUUGCCUAAAGGUGUGCGCAUACCGGUUUCAUUGAACACUUCAGGUGAACCUGUUGGAAAAGCGGCAGGCACCCUAAGUAACUUUUUGUGUGCAAUAGCACGAGAUGGCGUAUUGGCACCGCUAACAUAUCAUGAUUGGAGGCGUGUUCCGGAGAAAAACAAGAAUAUAAUCUGGCAUAUUGUCAAGCUCAAAUUUGACAUUGCUCCGGUUGGUGAGUUAUGGAUCAUGAAGUCCUUAGGAAAGAGGUGGAGGAGUUGGAAAUCUUUCUUGAAACUACAACACUACGAUACUCAUGAGACGGAAGAGGAACGCCUUGCUGAUCGAAAUCCUCGUGUUCUCAAAGAACAGUGGCAAUUUCUAGUUGCAUAUUGGAGUACUGAAAAGGCGAAGGCCGCAAGUGCUCGCAGUAAAGCUUGUCAGUCAAAUGUGGUCGCUCAUCAUACUGCAGGAACAAAGAGCUUUGCAAGGAUAAUCGAGGAGGAGAAGCAAAAACGGCCUAACAAGGACGGGCCCAGUGUUGAGGAUCUGUUCAUAAUGACUCAUACACCCAAGAAUGGGAAACCUAUGAAGAAGGCAACAGCUGAUGCCAUUGCACGACUUCGUAAGCAGGUAGAGAGUUCAGGAGGUGAUUCUGCUGCACAUGACUCCUCGAAGGUCCCACGAGGGAAGGCAGUCCUGCAGGCAUCCUUCAAGGAAGCCAUGGAGGCUAAACGCAGAGCUGAAGACGAGGCAUCGGCGCUGAAGGAAAAAAUGAUGGCAAUGGAAGAAAGCCAGAGAAAGAUGCAGGAAGAUUUGGCGAAUAUGAAGAGUGCAGUUAGCGCUAUACACAAGACGGCACCAACUGGUGACUUGCAAGGUCAACAAAUGCACAAAAAAACGCCUGUUAGUAAAAACUCUCAAGACGAGCCAACAGGUGGACCAUCGUUUCCUCCAGGUUUCGCAAAGAAUCCGAAUCCUUCACAACCCACGCGGCGUUCAAAACGGGCCAAGCGCUCGUGAAACUUCAUCGAUAUGUUGAUGUCCCCUGACGUUAUGAUCAUUUGACACCACCUCGUCAGCAGCUUCGAUCUUCACUCAACAUGCAAUGCAUGUCAACGGAUCUAAGAAAUGAAUGAGAAAGAGGGCGAGCCUUUAGCUGCUUGUUCAUGUGUAAUCUUUUGUCUGUUAGUUGCUGACUUGUUGUAAACUGUUGACCUUGGAUCAUGAUAUUGUGCAUAUUAUGUCAUGACAUGAUUUAUCUUGUA